GUGAAUCAUGGCGGAAUGCAAGAAUGGCAGCGCUGCAAAAAGACUCAAAACACACGAGCCCGAUGAUACUGAACAAAAACACACCGACAAUGAGCGGCACAGCGACAGCGAUGAGAUCUCAUCCGAUAGUCCGGUGUCGGGCUUCGAAAUCACCCGCAUUUUGCGCGAGUCUGCGCGGGAAAAAAAUAUCUUUGUUCAUGGAAAGGUGAAGGACCAGGAUGCUGUUGUGAUCCUGGAGAAAAGCCCUAUUAGUCAGGACACACUGCCUGAGUUGCUAAAGAGCAGUACAUUGAAGUUGGAGAUGAGGAAUGAUGUGUACAGCACAUAUAAGCUACAGGCACCAGCUCACCUGAAUGAAAUCAAGACAACAGUGGUGUGCCCUGCAACAGAGAAGCAUAUUAAGAAAUAUUUGCGUCAGGAGAUUUUUCUGGUCGAAGAAUCGGGGGAGGAUUAUCGUCAACUCACACUGCCGUACAUCAGCGGCCAGAGCUUCAGUGUGCAGUGGGUGCACAAUAUCUUGGACAAGAAAGCUGAAGCAGACCGGAUUAUUUUCGAAGAUCCAGACCCCAAUACUGGUUUUGUCUUGUUACCAGAUUUCAAGUGGGAUCAAAAGCAGCCAGAAGACUUAUACUUGAUUGCGAUUGUCCACCGGAGGGACAUUAAAAGUUUGAGAGAUCUUACAUCAGAGCACCUGUCGUUACUGAAAAACAUCCGCAGCAAAGGAGAGUACACCAUUAAGAAGCAAUAUGGCAUCCCUCCCAGCAAACUGCGCAUAUAUCUGCACUAUCAGCCGUCGUACUAUCAUCUCCAUGUUCAUUUCACCUCACUGGACUACGAGGCUCCUGGCUGCGGGGUGGAAAGAGCCCACCUGCUUUCAGACGUCAUUCAAAACUUACAGGCAGAUUCCAGAUACUAUCAUAACCGCAGCCUGACUUUCCCUCUGCGAGCUGAUGAAGGUUUGCUCAUCAGAUUCAAAGAGGCUGGAAAGCUCUAGAAACCAGUGACCUCUGAGGGCCUGACUUGUUUUUGAAUUUUAUGUGGUAAAAUUGUUUUUACUCGUUUUGAAAAUGCCACUGCUAGCCGCUUUAAACAAGAAAAACCUAAUAACAUCACCUGCUCCGUGAAAUAAGAUUUUUUUGAUGUCUUUAACCUUUUAUUUUUUAUUCAAAGAAAUGUGUACAGUGUACUGUUUAUUUUUCUUGAAAUUUUGAAAUCAUCUUUUGGAACCAAUCCUAAUGGAAUCAAGUAAGAGUCAUGAACAAUUUCUAACAGGAGUGCUGUUGGAUAUUGUGUAAAGUUUAUCAGAAUGUGUGUUGUAUUAGAAUACAGAACAGCUAAACUCCUGAAAGAUUAAAGCUUUUUUAAGAUUGCCUACAAAGGUAUUUUAUCCUGUUGCGAUUGCAAACCUCAUAAUCCUAUUGGAGCAAUGUGUUAAUAAAUAUCUAGUUGUUUUGUUCUAUUUGUUGUUUUAGGUAACCGUAAUCAAAUGAGAAAAUCCCCAUUAAAAGACUUUGAAAUUAUACCUGAUUCAAGUUUAUGAUUAGGGUUGUUUUUAAAGGUACA
Molecule: messenger RNA, 1563 nt
Organism: Xyrauchen texanus (razorback sucker)
Lineage: Eukaryota; Metazoa; Chordata; Actinopteri; Cypriniformes; Catostomidae
Gene: dcps
Product: decapping enzyme, scavenger
Exons: 6
Coding region: 8-994 (328 amino acids)
Biological process (GO): deadenylation-dependent decapping of nuclear-transcribed mRNA
Cellular component (GO): P-body; nucleus
Molecular function (GO): hydrolase activity; RNA 7-methylguanosine cap binding
Source: RefSeq, a predicted model, not a curated record